Argentina anserina (silverweed cinquefoil) is the source of this 1093-nucleotide messenger RNA. Its product is annotated as UDP-glycosyltransferase 74E2-like. Gene Ontology annotation, molecular function: UDP-glycosyltransferase activity. NCBI's taxonomy places the organism in Eukaryota, Viridiplantae, Streptophyta, Magnoliopsida, Rosales, Rosaceae. The record is from RefSeq and is a predicted model, not a curated record.
UUCACAAACCAAACACAGCAGCAAAACUGAGAAAUGAUGAAAGAACACAGAGCUUGCAAACCUCACUGCUUGGUCUUACCCUAUCCUGGCCAGGGCCAUUUUAACUCGAGUCCUCAGAUCUGCCAUCCUUUCUUUCUGAUUUUGGUUCUCACCCGACCGUUUAUAAAUUGGUUGUUGUGGAUCAGUUCUGCAAUAUUGACAAGGCUGAUUGGGUCUUCUGCAAUACAUUUUAUGAGUUGGAACAACAAGCAGUGGAUUGGAUGGCAAAGGUUUGGUCAAUGAAGCCCGUCGGACCAACUAUACCAUCUCAGUACUUAGAUAAGCGUCUUGAAGAUGAUAAAGACUAUGGUUUCAACAUGUUUACACCAAACAGCAGUGUCUGCAUAAAGUGGCUCAAUGAACAGACAAAGAGGUCUAUUGUGUAUGUGUCAUUUGGCAGCCGAGCAGAACUUGAGGCAGAACAAAUGGAGGAACUGGCUUUUGGAUUGAGAAGAAGCAAAAGAAAAUUCUUGUGGGUGAUUAGAGAAACAGAAGCAAGGAAGGUUCCAAAAGGGUUUUUGGAGGAGACAUCUGCGAAGGGUUUGGUGGUUUCCUGGUGUCCCCAAUUGGAGGUUUUGGCUCAUGAAGCAGUUGGAUGCUUCAUUACACUUUGUGGUUGGAACUAAUUGGAGGCUGUGAGUUUGGGGGUUCCAAUGGUUGCAAUGCCUCGAUGGACUGACCAAAGAACAAAUGCCAAGUUCAUUAUGGAUGUCUGGAAAGUUGGGAUCAAAGCUCAAGAUGAUCAGAAAGGGAUUGUGAGGCAAGAAGAAGUUGAGCAUUGUAUAAGGGAAAUAUUGGAGGGACAGAGCGGACAAGAAAUAAAAAGGAAUGCUAUAGCAUUGAAAGAAUUGGCUAGAAAUGCUGUGGAUGAAGGUGGAAGUUCUAACAAGAACAUUGAUGACUUCAUUGCAACUCUGGUUCAUCAGAAACUCAGUUGAUCGAUCAAGGAGCUGUUUUGAAGUGGUAUUCCCCAGUGUCAUUGUGAGAAGAGUGUUGGACAAAUUAAUGUGGUUCUGUCAUAAACUGUGCAAUGUGCAAUUUAAUCUGUAUUCCA